Messenger RNA from Carica papaya (papaya), 1161 nucleotides. NCBI's taxonomy places the organism in Eukaryota, Viridiplantae, Streptophyta, Magnoliopsida, Brassicales, Caricaceae. The record is from RefSeq and is a predicted model, not a curated record.
AUGGCUUGGAAAUACAGAGCAGGGUUGGUUCUCAUGGUCAUUGUUCUUUUCAUCUGGGUCACCUCUUCAGAGAUUACACAGGGAAUUUUCACAAGCUACAGACAUCCAUUUGCAGUGGCUUAUCUUGGAACUUCUCUUUUGAUAGUUCAUCUUCCAAUAGCAUUCGCCAAGGAUUGGCUUCUGAGAUUUCUGAGCCAUCGACGUCGUAAGCAGAAACCCUCUGCAGAAUCUGAUUCUCAACUAAAACAUGAGAAUGUGAGUGUCACCUUGGAAAAUCAUGACCUUCGGACACCAUUAAUGGCUGAUAAUGCUAACGUUGUUGACAAAUUGGACAAAAAUAGGAAACUUACCAGAAUGGAAACUCUAGUUUUUGGAUUCUGCAUUGCUCCUGUCUGGUUUCUGACAGAGUAUUUGACGAACGCUGCACUUGCGCGGACAAGUGUUGCGAACACAACAUUACUAGGUUCAACAUCAGGACUCUUUACCCUGUUGAUUGGUGCAGCUUUGGGGCAAGAUUCUAUCAAUUCGAUAAAAGUGAUUUCUGUUGUCAUCAGCCUGGUUGGUGCUUCUAUGACGACAUUUGGAAGCACAUGGUUUGAAGAUCAAACAGCGCAAUACAACAUGUCUUUAAACACAAAGCAUUCUCUUCUAGGAGAUCUUUUUGCUUUUCUCUCAGCCAUGACCUACGGGUUAUUUUCCGUGCUACUUCAGAAGUUUUCAGGAGAACAAGGAGAAAGGGUAGACAUACAGAAAUUAUAUGGAUAUAUUGGAUUAUUCACAUUUCUUGGCCUCUGGUGGGUAGUGUGGCCACUAAGUGCUGCAGGUAUGGAACCAAAGUUCGAGUUUCCUCACUCAGCUAGAAUUGGUGGGAUAAUCCUCCUCGAUGGUAUUGUUGGAAAUGUAUUCUCUGAUUAUUUAUGGGCACUGGUUGUUGUUUGGACCUCCCCACUGGUUGCUGCACUUGGUUAUUCGCUGACCAUACCUCUUGCCAUGCUAGAGGACAUACUGAUACAUAAGCAGGGCUGUUCACUCAUUUAUAUCAUUGGCUCAGCACAGGUAUUCCUGGGGUUCGUAAUAGCUAACCUUUCGGAUUGGAUUUCACAAAGGUUGAGAUGGGAAAUCUUCAACAAUUCUUUUGCUCUGCCUAUUGCUCUAACCUGA